CAAAAAAAAAAAAAGAUAAGGAGAAAUUCUGCCCAGAGCUGGGGUAGAGGGUCUUCUCCAAACAUAUCUGGGGAGUUUGGGCCUUUAUGCCACCACAGUGUACCUUAAAGAUUGCCUGAUGUGAACUCACUCUUGCUACCAACUCAAAAGUGAGUUGGGAAGACUUCCAACUAACAGGUUUAUCUAAAACGCUGCAGACACAGUUACAACAGAAAACAGCUGCUUUCAAGUCCGCUCUUCCAGAGUUCAAGUUUUAUACGAUUGCACAAUGUCACCUGCUCCGGACCUCUUAACCUCUUAACCUCCUAUCAAGCAAAACAUGAGUCCAGCUCAGAGGUCUGUCCACAUAUUCGAGAUUCACCAUGCAACACAUCCUUCAUUUCCCUUCUUCCUCAUGACUUAUCAGUGCAAGAAUUUUGGAAAGUUGUAUACAGAUAAGGCAAAAGAAGUUUGGAAUUGUAUGCACCCUUGAGAGGUGAAUCCUAGCUUUCACAAAUAGCUUCACAGAGCCCACUUUCUCUGCUAAGGAUAUCAUUUUUUAUUCAUUUAUGUCCCACCUUUCCCCUACUCUGAGAAGAUAAGUGAUUUCUUGAAGUGAGUGUAUCAUAAUCGUUAAAGAGGGCAAACACUCAUUGAAUAAAUAAGGUCCAGCUUUGAGAGUAGAAAUUAAAUGUUCUCUGUCCUUUUCAGGGACACGUGGCCAUCAGGAAUAAUGAGCAACCCAUUUGCACACCUCGCUGAGCCUUUGGAUCCUGCACAACCAGGAAAGAAAUUCUUCAAUUUGAAUAAAUUGGAGGAUUCAAGAUAUGGACGACUACCAUUUUCUAUCAGAGUUCUCCUGGAGGCAGCCAUUCGGAACUGUGAUCAAUUUUUGGUGAAGAAAAAUGAUGUUGAAAAUAUCCUAAAUUGGAAUGUCAUGCAGCAUAAGAACAUAGAAGUGCCGUUUAAGCCUGCCCGCGUCAUCCUGCAGGACUUCACGGGUGUGCCAGCUGUGGUUGACUUUGCUGCCAUGCGUGAUGCUGUGAAAAAGUUAGGAGGAAAUCCAGAGAAAAUAAACCCUGUCUGUCCCGCUGACCUUGUCAUUGAUCAUUCCAUCCAGGUUGAUUUCAGCAGAAGGGCAGACAGUUUACAGAAGAAUCAAGACUUGGAAUUUGAAAGAAAUAGAGAACGAUUUGAAUUUUUAAAGUGGGGCUCUCUGGCCUUUCGCAACAUGCGGAUUAUUCCUCCUGGCUCAGGAAUCAUCCACCAGGUGAAUCUGGAGUAUUUGGCAAGAGUGGUAUUUGAUCAGGAUGGAUAUUAUUACCCAGACAGUCUUGUGGGCACGGAUUCGCACACUACCAUGAUUGAUGGUUUGGGCGUUCUCGGUUGGGGUGUGGGUGGUAUCGAAGCAGAAGCUGUCAUGCUGGGCCAGCCAAUCAGCAUGGUGCUUCCCCAGGUGAUUGGCUACAGGCUGAUGGGAAAUCCCCACCCCCUGGUAACAUCCACUGACAUCGUGCUCACCAUCACCAAGCACCUCCGCCAGGUUGGGGUAGUGGGCAAAUUUGUCGAGUUCUUCGGGCCAGGGGUAGCCCAGUUGUCCAUUGCCGACCGAGCUACAAUUGCCAACAUGUGUCCAGAGUAUGGAGCCACUGCUGCCUUUUUCCCGGUUGAUGAAGUCAGUAUCAAGUACCUCGUGCAGACAGGUCGUGAUGAAGAAAAAGUAAAGCAUAUUAAAAAGUAUCUUCAGGCUGUAGGAAUGUUUCGGGAUUUCAGUGACCCCGCUCAAGACCCAGACUUUGCCCAGGUAUGAGAGUGCCUUUCAUAAGGUCAUGAUAAAGGAUUAGAGAAUG
Delphinapterus leucas (beluga whale) is the source of this 1829-nucleotide messenger RNA. Lineage: Eukaryota; Metazoa; Chordata; Mammalia; Artiodactyla; Monodontidae. The record is from RefSeq and is a predicted model, not a curated record.